GCAUAUGUUAAUUAUAAUUAUUAAAUUGGUCCUCGGGAAAAAGAUCUGCUAAUGAGCGCCACGUGUAAUUAGAGAAAGCAGGUAACUGCCAAGGGCAACAAGAAGCAAAUAGGGCUGUGCCUACACCUACACCGUAGCAGGGCGACACCUUGGUACUAUAGACCUACGGUAGAUAAGGUCUAGGUAAUUCUAGAGUGACGGAUUGGACUAGAGCCCAACGAUCCGGCGCUUGCAGCUGUCUCACGCCUCUGUUUCCCUUCUUAUCUCCCGCAUCAAUUGCAAUUGUCUUAAUCCGCAGAUCAUUCAUUCAUUAUGUAUCAUCCGCUCCAUCUUCUACUCUCUCACCUCCGACCGUUUUUCUCUACUUAUCCAACUAUUGUCACCGUGGCGCUCUUUGGUAGAUGACUACCUAGGUAGGAUAGGUAUCUACCUACAAGUACACACCUACCUACUUAGGUACUUGCGAUGGUUUUUUAAUGGCACAACGCGGGGCUUGGGACAAACCAAUCGAGUUUGAUGGAUCUCAGCACCGUGACCGGUGUCGUUGAGGCUCUGGUUGCAACAUACACCGCUGGCCUCGAAUACUACACCAAGUGGCAGAAACGAAAAUGGCAGGGUAAUCAAUACAAGGCACACACUGAAGCUGGUCUAUGUGGCGGGAAUCCUUGCGCUUUAAGUACGUCGCUGAACUUUUCAGCUCGUAAAGUUAGAGAAGCGUUUGAUGAAGGAGUUGAUAUUCUAGGCGACGGCUUCGCAACCGGAGACGAUAUAUGCCGCCGCGCUCUCCAAGGCAACCUCGAACUUUUACAGGAGCGAAUAUAUGCUCUAUAUCAGGAGAUACGGGCCGAGGACAGCCCGCUCGAUCUUUUUGAAGCUGUGCGUGUCUCGGAGCGUGUCCGCGUCUCUGCUAUAGUUGCUUUAACCGGACAAUAUAAACGGGUGGCCGUGGGCCGCCUGGUGCCUCUAGUCUUGCCCGGGUCUCAACAGCGGUCGAGACUUAGCGCUACGAUGGAAGAGGAAACCGUAAAGCCAAGCGAUGUCGAUGGAGGUGUCUUCGGCGGUGCGGUCCAAUGUGCGCAUAUAAACCAAAGUACAGGUAGCAUGAACAAGUCCUCAUUCAUGCAGUCGGAACUCCCAUCGCCGCCACCAACUCCCAAACAUAAUCCCGAUGAUACCCGGUCUACUUAUACCCCCACUAUAUCUACGCCGCGGCCGAAGAACAGCGUAUUCAGCAUAUUUUGUCCAGAAGCGCUUAAGUAUCAGGUCAAUCCACAGAAAAAGAUGCCGAAGCGGCGGAAUUGUGGUUGCGGAUAUGACUGGGAUGGACUACACACUAAAGGCCAGAUGACCAUGAUGGUGAAGGAGGGGUUCAUGAUUACCGCAAGAUUCCUAGGGAAAUCUCACUGUGAUGGUGGAUUCGGAUGCGUGCUAUGCACCUCGAGUGGGAGGACAGAGACGUAUUCCAAUGUUGAGAGCCUGAAAGAUCAUAUCAACGCGUCUCAUACCAAGUGGCAAUUGCUUCAUGAUCGAGAUAUGAUCGGUUAGUAAAUAUCCAAGUACUAGAUCAUUUUUUGCUCUCUAUCUAGCUACUUUUUGAGGGGAG
This is a messenger RNA of Annulohypoxylon maeteangense, 1603 nucleotides long. RefSeq lists its product as uncharacterized. NCBI's taxonomy places the organism in Eukaryota, Fungi, Ascomycota, Sordariomycetes, Xylariales, Hypoxylaceae. The transcript is spliced from 2 exons. Bases 517 to 1545 code for a protein of 342 amino acids. The record is from RefSeq and is a predicted model, not a curated record.